GUGUCAAUCAAAUCAAUGUGAUCAUUUCAAUUUUUAGGAUCAAUUUAUCAAUUAGUUAACUUAAAAAUAACUUUGGACUUUUUGUGUUAUGCCAACUAAGGAAAUCGAAGCAAUAAAAAAUAAGAUGAAUAAAUAAGACUGUUCAUAUUAAUUUUAAACCUACUGCUAUAGCUAAAAAAUUAAACUUACGGACAAAGUAGUUUACAAUAAUAAGUUUAUGAUGAUAACUCUAUAUGUGAGCAAUGGGAUAGCUUAUAUCUGGAAUUCUGAUGAUUGGCAUAAUGUUCGGGCAAUUCAUCGAAUAUGCGGUACAUUAAUUGGAUCAGUUCCAUCAUUUCCACGUCAAAACGAUUUUCAGGGAUUGCCAAUGGCUCUGAUGUCUGAGGAAGCAGCAUUGUUAGUUGAAAAUGGAAUUUGUGAGUUGAUUGAACUGCCGAAAUUGAAUGACAAUCUCACAGAUGAGCAAAAACAGCAAAUAGAAAAAAUAAAUGACAAAACAUUAGCUGAACAGGCAGAGGCUUUACGUAAGCGGAAAAUUGAGCAGUUAUCUCAGAAACUGGACAUUAUUGUUGCAGGAAAAAAACAAAAGAUGAUGUCCAAGGGAAUAUCUAAUGUAGUUAUUGAUAAAGAUGCAUUGUUGCAAGAAGAAAUAAAUAAACUAACUAAUUUGGCACCAGCACACAUCCUUGUUCAUUUACCAACUGAACAUCACAUAGAAACAGAGAGAAAACAAGUUUCAGUAAGCAUAUUGAGACCAAGUGUAUUUGACAAAAAAGGUGCAAGUCGAUAUGCUAUUUUCAAAGACUUGUGGCAAAAGGGAUUCCAUAUGACAUCAGGAUCAAAAUUUGGAGCCGAUUUCUUAGUAUAUCCAGGUGAUCCAGUAAAAUUUCAUGCAAUGUACAUGUUGCGGUGCCUAAAUGACUAUGCAACAUUAUUUCGUCCUGCAAGUUUAGUUGCUUUUGGAAGAUUGUCAGUGGCAGUUAAUAAAUUGGCCGUACUUGCAUUUUGUAAUGCUUACGGUAAAAUUGAAUAUCAGACACUUCAAUGGCAUGACAGUGUUAAUAGCUAAUUUCUUGGGACAGGUAGUUUAAGCUAUUAAAAUAACUUGAUAAAG
Maniola jurtina (meadow brown) is the source of this 1114-nucleotide messenger RNA. It is a transcript of the gene Tsen34, whose product is annotated as tRNA-splicing endonuclease subunit Sen34. Gene Ontology annotation, molecular function: tRNA-intron lyase activity; nucleic acid binding. The transcript has 7 exons. Gene Ontology annotation, biological process: tRNA splicing, via endonucleolytic cleavage and ligation; tRNA-type intron splice site recognition and cleavage. The record is from RefSeq and is a predicted model, not a curated record. Lineage: Eukaryota; Metazoa; Arthropoda; Insecta; Lepidoptera; Nymphalidae. The coding region runs from base 218 to 1069 and encodes 283 amino acids. Gene Ontology annotation, cellular component: tRNA-intron endonuclease complex.